AUAUUGGAUUAUGUUACUGUUGAAACCGUCUGCAGGGAGCUGAGCCAGGGAAGGAAGAAUGCGGGUCCAUUUAAUGGUGUUCUGCCUUAUUUCCUACACCGUGAAUGGGCAAAUAGAGUAUUCCAUCUCCGAAGAAACUGAACGUGGUGUGUCUGUUGGGAAUAUAGCAAAGGAUUUAGAAAUAGAUGCAACUACACUUUCACUCCGGAAAUUUCGCAUGCUCACCAGUUCAAGUAAGCAAUAUUUUAAUUUGGAUGUAAGCACGGGGGCUUUGUCAGUUAAUGAGCCCAUAGACAGAGAGCAGGUUUGUGAAUUAAAAACUACCUGUUUUCUGAAUUACGAACUUGUGCUAGAAAACCCUCUAGAGCUUUAUAAAAUGGAAUUUAAAAUACAGGACAUAAAUGACAACUCCCCCAGGUUCCCUUUAAAUGAAUAUCACUUAAAUGUAGCCGAGUUUUUAUCUCCUGGGGCUCGAUUUACACUCCCGAAUGCCCAAGACUUUGAUGAAGGCACCAACAGUGUCCAGACUUAUUCUCUGAGCCCUAACGAACAUUUCCGACUGGAAAUGCAAACACGCGGGGAUGGGAGUAAGUACCCCGAACUGGUGCUGGAGAAGCCCUUAGACAGGGAGCUGCAAUCCACCCACAGACUUGUAAUUACAGCCAAAGAUGGUGGGAAUCCCGAGAGGUCCGGUGACGCCCAAGUCAUUGUGACUGUUCUUGAUACCAAUGAUAACGCUCCAGCGUUUGAACAUUCGCUCUACAGGGCAAGUAUCUUGGAAAACUCCCCCAACGGCACGUUGGUAACCAAAGUACAUGCCACUGACUUAGACGAAGGUCAAAAUGGAGAGAUCAGAUACUCCUUUAGCAAUAGCACUUCUGCUGAUCUACAGAGACUAUUCCUAAUCCACCCCCAGACCGGGGAGGUAAAAGUGAAUGGCAUUCUAGAUGUUCAGAGACCUGUUCUAGAGAUGUUCAUUGAGGCAAGGGAUAAAGGUGCGUUUGGAAUGUCCAGUACAGCUAAAUUGCUGGUGGAGGUCACUGAUGUAAAUAAUAAUGCCCCAGAGGUUACAGUCAGGUCUCUUUCCAGUCCCAUCCCCGAAGACGCUGUGCCCGGCACUGUGAUAGCUCUUUUGAGUGUUCUGGAUAAAGACCCUGGAGAGAACGGGAAGGUAACUUGCCAGAUCCCCGCUAACAUUCCCUUCCAACUAAAACCCUCUUUCGACAAUUACUAUAGUUUGGUCACUGAUGGACUUCUGGACCGAGAAUUGGUCAGUGAAUAUAACAUCACCAUCACCGCCACAGACCUUGGUUCCCCGCCAAUCGUCACCCAAAAGACAGUAUUGGUGCAAAUCUCCGACGUGAACGAUAACCCUCCCAAGUUCGCCAGACAGUCCUGUGACAUCUCUGUGACGGAGAACAAUCAUCCUGGAGCAUCUUUGUUCCGGGUGUCAGCAUCUGACCCCGACAUUAGCGGGAAUGGCCAGGUCUCUUAUGCGCUCAGGGACGUCGACAUUGCAGGUAGCUCCUUGUCCAGUUUUUUAUCCGUUAACUCAGAGAAUGGAAACGUCUAUGCAAAAAGCACCUUUGACUAUGAACAACUCAGGAGUUUUCAUUUUCAAGUGAUAGCCAAGGACAACGGAUCCCCGGCCCUGAGUGCGGCCUUAACUGUGAAUAUAUUCAUCGCGGAUCAGAACGACAACGCUCCGGUCAUCCUAUACCCUGGGGCCAGGAACAGCUCGGUCGCGGUGGAAAUAGUCCCUAGGUUAGCCGAUGCCGGUUACCUCGUGACUAAAGUGGUGGCGGAUGAUGCGGACAGCGGGCAGAACGCGUGGCUUUCCUACCGUCUGCAGCAAUCUUCCGACUCCAGCCUAUUCAAGGUUUUGCCCAAUACAGGAGAACUCAGGACUACUCGCUCCAUGAGGUCCACGGAUUCCAUCAAACACAAAGUGGUCAUUCUAGUGAAGGACAAUGGGGAGCCGUCCCUCUCCUCCACGGUAGCCCUGGGCAUCCUGCUGGCUGACUCCCUUCCCCAGGCCCUCCCUGACUUCGGUGACGGGAUGGAGGGACAAGAGCAGCUCACUAGCCUGAACCUUUACUUGAUCAUCUCGCUCGCUUCCAUUUCCUUUGUGUUCCUUGGCUUUAUACUCUUUCUUCUUCUCACAAGGUUUUUCCAUUGCAGAACGAACCGCUCCCGCAGCGGCUGCUGUUCAGGGUGCUGCCCAGUGGAUGAGCAUGACAAGUAUCGCUUCAACGUGCGCAUGCUCCCAAGAUCUCAUUUAACACCUGACAUGGUGGAGGUCUCAGGAGUGGGCAAACUGACCCAGACCUAUUUGUACAGAGCUUCUUUGGGUGUUGGUCCUAGCAAUAACAAUUUACUGCUGAAUGGAGACGCUGGAAAUCUUUCCAAUGGCGCAGGAUUACAAGUGCCCACGGCCUGUGUUCAAGUCCGGAAGGUGAAGAGCGAUCACUUUAAUGCUAUUCUAGUGGUAAGUAGUUUUUGUUUAAAUUAUCCCCAUUUAACCUAA
Emys orbicularis (European pond turtle) is the source of this 2527-nucleotide messenger RNA. RefSeq names its product protocadherin alpha subfamily C, 1 (gene PCDHAC1). Bases 59 to 2527 code for a protein of 822 amino acids. Gene Ontology annotation, molecular function: calcium ion binding. Gene Ontology annotation, cellular component: plasma membrane. Gene Ontology annotation, biological process: homophilic cell-cell adhesion. The transcript has a single exon. NCBI's taxonomy places the organism in Eukaryota, Metazoa, Chordata, Testudines, Emydidae. The record is from RefSeq and is a predicted model, not a curated record.